GGCGGGAUCUUUAUUGGAUAUCAUCAAGUGGAAGUUGAGAACUUUCCAGCUCGCCUGCUUCCCGGAAGAUUCCCAACUUCGCAACAGUCCUUCAUCCGCUGAUUCCCUCGUAUAAAGAACCGCAUCGAUGAAACUUGUCAUCAGAUGGGUCUUUGUUCAGCUCCCCACCUCCACUUUUCCAUUCGCGGCUGAGACUGAGAGCAUUUUACUCUAGUUGGCUGAUGUUCUUGGAGUCCAAAUAUACUGGUGGUUUGCAUCAAAAUAUAUGAUGUUCGGGUAGGGACUUUGAUAGGGUUUGAGUGAGGAGAGUACAUGACCAUGGAUCCUUUGUUCUUUGGUUACUCCUCUCGUAUCAACGUAGAUGAUCUUCCAAUGGACAGCCAUGCCUUUUCACCUAAUCCAGAUCGGUACCCGAGUCCCACAGAUGGUUUCUUUUUGGAUGACCCUUUUCUUGACCUUAAAUCCUCAGAUACUGCUUUUCUUUCCAAUAAAGUAGACCCUGUUUAUGAUCUGCCUUCGAAAUCUGUCGACCUUGAUAUUGGAGAAUUAAUCUUUCCCUCGACAAGUGUGAGCUCGGGUGGAGGCCCAUUUGGUCCAUCUAUGAGCUCGAGUAGUGCCCAGAGUCCGGGGGGAGAUUCUCUCUCCCCAUCGGGGGGCACUGACUCAUCGGAUCCGGUUCUAAAGUACAUAAGUCAGAUGCUCAUGGAAGAGAACAUGGAGGAGCAACCGUGGGUAUUUGCUGAUCAGGUUGCUCUGCAGAAUGCUGAAAGAUCAUGGUACGACGCCCUUGGUCAACAGCAUUCAGAGCAGUCUGAUCAGAGCCCCUCGCGACUUGAUAUAGGCCAUUAUAUCGAGAGCCCAUAUAGCAACCUUUCUGGAAGUAGCAGUGGUCAUGGAAGCCACGAUGCUACAAGGGUUACUGCUAGCUCUGGCGACUCAGCUGAUGCUAAUAUUCUUUAUCCAAUCGAAGAACAUGGCCAUGCUGGGCAGGAGAGUUCUGACCUGGACUUCCAGUCGAACGUGGAUUCCAGUUUGCAGUUGUUGUCCAAUUCUUCCAGCAGCAUCGCGAAUUAUGAUGAUGGGUCUGAGGAAUCUUUCCAUGAGCUUCUUCUCAAGAGCAUUUUUAGCGAUGGAGAGUCCAUGAUUCAGUUCAAGAAAGGAGUAGAGGAGGCCAGCAAAUUCCUUCCUACCAACAAUCAAUUAGGAAUUUACCCAGAGGACAGCAAACCGUCAUCGGAAACAAAGAAACGAACGCCAAGAAUGCGCAUCAAUGAGGAGAUCAACAUGAUGCGCUCAUCUGAUGGAUUCAAGGGACUAAAGAAUCAGGAGAGGGACGAGGAUGCUCUUGAGGAAGGCAGGGCCAAUAAGCAAACAGCCUUGUACACAGAAGAGAGUGAGCUUUCUGAUUUGUUCGAUGAGGUGUUGCUAUGCAACGAAAAUGGUGGGGGUAUGUGUUCUGGCAACAAAUCCAUGGAGACAGGACUGAGCAAAGACAUACAGCCACAAAGGAACAAGCGCAGUUCUAAUAGAGGUAGGGGUCGUGGUAAGACGCAGGGAAGCGGGAAUAUUGUUGACUUGAGAACUCUUCUGAUUCUCUGCGCACAAGCCGUCUCUACUAGUGAUUUCAGGACUGCUAAUGAAUUGUUGAAGCAGAUUAGAGAGAACUCGUCUCCAUCUGGCGAUGGUUCUCAAAGAUUGGCUCAUUACUUUGCCAAUGGGCUAGAGGCACGAUUGGUGGGCAACAAGACUCGAACGCAAGACUUUUAUUCUGCUGUGGUUGCCAGGACCUCAGCAGCCGAUAUCUUGAAAGCUUACCACCUUCACAUUUCAACAUGUCCAUUUAUAAAAUUCUCCAUUUUCUUUGCAAAUUGCAUGAUAUUGAAACUAGCAGAGAAAGCCACUACCCUUCAUAUAAUAGAUUUUGGCAUUGUAUUUGGUUUUCAAUGGCCAAUCCUCAUACAAAAGCUCUCUUCUCAAUCAGAAGGGCCGUGUAAAUUGCGCAUCACAGGGAUAGAGCUUCCACAGGCUGGUUUCCGCCCGGCAGAAAGAAUAGAGGAGACAGGUCGGCGUUUGAAGAAGUAUUGUGAGCGUUUUAAUGUCCCUUUUGAAUUCAAUUGCAUAGCAUCGAAGAAUUGGGAAUCCAUCAAACUCGAGGAUCUCAAGAUUCAAAGCAAUGAGACAGUUGCUGUGAAUAGUUUAGAUCGGUUUAGGAAUCUCCUUGAUGAGACAGUCGAGGACAACAAUCCACGGGAUGCUGUGUUGAAUCUCAUUCGGCAAAUUAAACCGGAUAUUUUUGUUCAUUCUGUACGUUGCGGCUCCUACAAUGCGCCCUUUUUUGCUACAAGAUUCCGAGAGGCACUUCUUCAUCUUUCUGUCGUGUAUGAUAUGCUUGAUGCUAUCUUAAAUGGUGACAGCAAAGAGAGGUUGGUUUUAGAGAGAGAGUUCCAUGGACGGGAAAUUAUGAAUGUCGUAGCUUGCGAAGGUUCGGAAAGGGUUGAGAGGCCAGAAACGUACAAGCAAUGGCAGGUUCGUCAUAUGAGGGCUGGGUUUAAGGCGCUUCCUCUGGACCAAGAGCUCACGAAGUUGUUCAGGAGUAAGAUGAAAGAAUGGUACCACAAGGAUUUCGUGCUCGACGAAGAUGGCAACUGGAUGCUGCAAGGUUGGAGAGGUCGGAUUAGUUAUUGCUCCUCCUGUUGGGUGCCUACUUAGGAUGGCUCCAAAAUGAAUGUUUUCUGUCAUGACCUGUAUAUUGCAGGGAUUCUUCCCGAAUCGACAGGUCACGGAUUUUUAUUAGAGUAGCUCAGAAUGUACCUAUUUCCUUCUCUUCUGUUUGUGCAUGUAUCUUUUUAAUUUGAAUCUGCAGUGUUUUCUUGCUGUCUAGCAACCCUUGAGAUAGGAAGAUACGAUGUACAGCUUCUAUGCUGCACCGCAUUUCGAAAUUUGCUGAUAAUGUGUCGUGAUCUGUCUAUCCUAUAUCUCACAAGUUCUGCAAGUAACAUGCCAGGCAGCUCGAAGUUGAUAAUGGGUAUGGGUGCACGAUUAAUCA
Syzygium oleosum is the source of this 3046-nucleotide messenger RNA. RefSeq names its product scarecrow-like protein 34. Gene Ontology annotation, biological process: regulation of DNA-templated transcription. The record is from RefSeq and is a predicted model, not a curated record. Lineage: Eukaryota; Viridiplantae; Streptophyta; Magnoliopsida; Myrtales; Myrtaceae. Bases 313 to 2709 code for a protein of 798 amino acids. The transcript has 2 exons. Gene Ontology annotation, cellular component: nucleus. Gene Ontology annotation, molecular function: sequence-specific DNA binding; DNA-binding transcription factor activity.